AAACACUUGAUCAUGGCGUUGGUGUACAUCGUGGGAUGGGGAUGCGCCAGCAGCGGGCUCAUCUUCCUCAACAACCACCUGCUCACCGAGGACGGCUUCCACUACCCGAUGACCUUGUGCAGCAUGGGGCUCGCCGCGUCGUGGACCAUAUCCAGCGUCAUGGUCAACGCGGGCUACGUGAAGCUCGACAAAUCUCGCGACAUCUCGCCCAGGUGGUACUGCACGCACAUCUUACCAAUCGGAGCGUUCGCCGCGAUAUCGCUCGCGCUGGGUAACUACACGUACCUAUACCUCAGCGUCAGCUUCAUCCAGAUGCUGAAGGCCGCGGUGCCGUGCGUCACGAUGAUCGUGCUCGUGGCGACUGCGCUGGAGAAGCCGCAUCGGAUGACGGUGCUCGGCGUGCUCAUCUUGACCUUCGGCACCGCGCUCGCGGCGUACGGGGAGAUCGCCUUCCAGUGGAUCGGGGUCAUCAUGAUGUUUUCGUCGGAGUUCUCCGAGGCGUUCCGCAUGGCGGUGCUCCAGUACUUGUUGGGGAACUUACGGUUCGACCUGAUAGAGGGACUGUACGUGAUGGCGCCGGCGUCGUUUGCGUUUUUGGUUUUGGGGAUCAUGUUGUUUGAGUUUCAGACGUUCCAGGAAGAGGACGGGUUCGCGAAGAUCACCGGGCGGCCGCACAAAUACCUCGCGGCCGCGUUCUUAGGGUUCUGCGUCAACCUGCUCACGCUGGCGGUGAUUAAAUCGACCAGUUCGCUCACGUUUAAAGUCGUCGGGCAGGUGAAGAACACGGUCGUGAUCUUGGUUAGCGUCGUUGUGUUUGGCAGCGAGAUUACGUUCUUGCAGGUUGUGGGGUAUUCGAUCAGCAUGGUUGGGUUCGCGGUGUAUCAG
Messenger RNA from Micromonas commoda, 885 nucleotides. RefSeq names its product Drug/Metabolite transporter superfamily. Gene Ontology annotation, molecular function: antiporter activity. Gene Ontology annotation, cellular component: trans-Golgi network; endosome; Golgi apparatus. Lineage: Eukaryota; Viridiplantae; Chlorophyta; Mamiellophyceae; Mamiellales; Mamiellaceae. The transcript has 2 exons. The record is from RefSeq and is a predicted model, not a curated record. The annotation marks the transcript as partial.